AUGGCCGGGGGGGGAGAAGAGUCUUCCCCGGGAGCUGCUGCCCCUGGAGUCAAGAGGAAGACGACGGAACCCACAUCGGAUGGUUCCGCCGUCGAAGGCGCCGCCGCCGCCGUGCCAGCGCCGCCUCCUGCGGAGGAGCCCGCCGCGAAGCAGCAACGGCGCGGGUCCUCACGGACAUGCGUUCACGAGGUUGCCGUCCCGAAAGGUUACGCCUCCACCAAGGUGGAGUCUGUCCACGGCACGAUGGCUGAUCCCUUCUACAAUGGCCCCAUGGCCAAGACCUACCCCUUCGAGCUCGAUCCAUUCCAGAGCAUCUCCGUGGCCUGCUUGGAGAGGAACGAGUCCGUCCUCGUCUCGGCGCACACCUCUGCUGGAAAGACCGCCGUUGCAGAAUACGCCAUCGCUCUCUCGUUCCGGGAGAAGCAACGGGUCAUCUACACGUCCCCCUUGAAGGCUCUCAGCAACCAGAAGUACCGGGAGCUGAGCCAGGAGUUCUCUGACGUCGGUCUCAUGACCGGAGACGUCACUCUGUCCCCCAACGCUAGCUGCCUGGUGAUGACAACUGAAAUUCUCCGGGGGAUGCUCUACAGGGGUUCGGAGGUGCUCAAGGAGGUCGCCUGGGUCAUAUUCGACGAGAUUCACUACAUGAAGGACAGGGAAAGAGGGGUGGUCUGGGAGGAGAGCAUCAUCUUCCUGCCCCCAGCGAUUAAGAUGGUGUUCCUCUCUGCCACUAUGUCAAAUGCGACGGAGUUCGCUGAAUGGAUUUGCAACUUGCACAAACAGCCCUGCCAUGUGGUUUAUACAGAUUAUAGACCAACGCCAUUGCAGCAUUAUGUGUUCCCCAUCGGUGGAGCCGGUCUCUACCUGGUCGUGGACGAAAACGAGCAGUUUAAGGAGGACAACUAUAUGAAGCUGCAGGAAACCUUCUCCAAGCAGAAGGGCCAGAGCAGCGGAGGCCGGAGCGGAGGGAAGGCUUCUGGGAGGAUUGCGAAGGGGGGCACUCCUCAAGCCGGUUCUGAUAUUUACAAGAUAGUGAAGGUAUGCAUUGGGAGAUGAGGGCAAUCCUGUGCCAGGUCUUGCUUAUCAUUUCCAAAACAUAUGGAAGACGUGUGACCUUUCAAGUUUUUUAUCGUUCUUUGUUUACAUGUUCAUGUUCGACAUCAACAUGUUUACUAACUUGCACCUAUUUUCUGGCAAGGUGUUUCUCCUGUUUUCAUCCUCUGUAACAAGUGUAGAGCUAUGUUUCUUCUAUUAUUCACUUUGAACUCGGAAUGAAACCCUUGAAUGUCUGAAGAAAAUGAUGGAUUAUUUUUUGUCCAUGCCUAAAAACAAAAUAGAUCCACUGAUUUUUUUUUCUGAAGGGUGGCUGUUAUGGUAUCUCAGUUGGAUGGUCAUAGAGUAGUUCAAAUGGUGCACGAAGGGUACCAUUUAUGUGCAGUUGGAAAUAAGAAUAGAGAUUUCAGUGUCUGAAGUAAACUGAUUCGUUUAGUCACCGAACUAUGGAUAUUAUCAAAGCAAUUUCUGUCGCUAGAACAAAUCACUCUUUUAAUUGUUCCAUUUGAAGUCAAAAUGGAAUUUUAAUUAGUCUUGCAUACUCAGUCGUUAUUAUUGUUCAAGUGCGAUAUACUAUAGACGCUAUUUUAUUUUCUUUAGAAUAUCUUGAUUGAGUCGAACCAGAAGCAUGCCUCAUCACUAUGUUAAUACCAAAUAAUUUUGUGCACCCAUUAAUAUUCGAUUGGACUUAUCUUUUCUUUAAGGCAUAUAGAUGUGCUAUUUCUUGGUGUACCAUUUUUUGUUAUCUCUGUUUCUCACCCUUACAUCAAGAUUAUGACGUUUCAGUUAGUCUUGCUACAUCUGAGUUAGCUACUUUUUUAUGCUGCAGAUGAUUAUGGAACGAAAAUUUCAGCCUGUUAUUAUUUUUAGCUUUAGUAGAAGGGAAUGUGAACAACAUGCCAUGUCUAUGUCCAAGCUUGACUUCAACACACAAGAUGAAAAGGAUGCUGUAGAACAAGUUUUCCGAAACGCUAUACUUGUCUUGAAUGAAGAGGACAGGUCCUUACCUGCUAUUGAGUAUAUGCUGCCACUUCUUCAACGAGGCAUUGCUGUGCAUCACUCGGGUCUUCUUCCAAUAAUUAAAGAAGUAGUGGAGCUCCUCUUUCAGGAGGGGCUUGUAAAGGCGCUUUUUGCUACUGAAACAGUGAGUCAUCUGAACUCUCCCGCUAUGUUUUAACUGUUUUAACAAACCGAUCUCCUUUCAUUUAUAAAAGCUUUUGUCGUCUUCAUCUUUAGCAUUUUCGCUUUAGUGAACUCGAUAAAUCUUGGUUUAAUGAUCUCGUUAAAAGACUGAUUGGUAUCACCGUGCUCUGUGCAUCUUACUGCAUGGUUUACCGUAAUUUUUAAAAAUAUUGUUUUUUUCCUUUUCUAUGCAUUAGUAGCUGGAAUAUGUUACAUUGUAUAGAGCUGUCGAUUCACAUCAACCAUUCGAUUUGUUUUAUUUAUUUUCAGUCAUGAUUGAGGCCUUUUCUUCUUCACAGUUUGCCAUGGGUCUAAACAUGCCAGCAAAGACAGUCGUGUUCACAUCAGUUAAAAAGUGGGAUGGUGAUAGUCAUCGGUACAUUGGGUCUGGAGAGUACAUACAGGUACAGAAAUACCUCCAGCCACAGUAUUUUUCUGGUUAGGUCUUUAAUGUGAUCCUCUGAUUAAAACUUGCUCUUUGCUGUUACAUCAACAGAUGAGUGGGAGAGCUGGUCGACGUGGCAAAGAUGAGCGUGGCAUUUGUAUCAUAAUGAUCGAUGAAAAGGUGAAACAAUGCAUUUUACUGUUUAGUAACUUGCUUUUUCAAAUUUAUUCUACUGGAAAGCAUAAGAAGCCCAUAUUUUUCUAGAACUGUUAUAUUGACCUCUAAAGUAUUGGAAGUUUCUUCUUGUGAAAAAGAUUAUUUGCUUCAAGAGUCAUCUAUCGUUUGAUAUAUAUAUAUAUAUGGUACUUUUUUAUAGGUUAUUCUCCAUUUUAUUGGUAUUACGGCAAUUUCGUCGCGUCAUUUCAUAAUUGAAACACUGUUCCGUGGAAUAUAUAUCUAUGUUUUUUCACCAGUAAAAGGCUUCAGAUUUUUGUUGAUAAUUAAAUGCCUUGACAGCUUAAAAUAUCAUUAAUGUCGUGAAAGUCCUCUUUGAGGACUGCAUUCCGAUGAAGUAUUUGGUUUCCAUUUUAAAGACAGUAUAUACUAUUGUUGGCAUCCCUCCCCCAAGAAAUGAAACCAUGCUUUUCAUGCCAUGGGUUUUAUGAAAUUUAAAUGGCAUCGCAUGGAUUCGUCUACAGUGCAUGGCAUGAUUAUUCUGCUCCUCACUAGGUAUACUAAAUAGAUUUGUUGUUUGCCUAUGUCAAUGUUAACCCUGCUUAUUCUCUCCCCUGUCUGACAGAUGGAGAUGAACGUUCUCAAAGACAUGGUUUUGGGCAGACCUUCUCCUUUAGUUAGUACUUUCAGACUCAGCUAUUAUACAAUUUUGAAUUUGAUGAGCCGUGCAGAGGGUCAAUUCACUGCCGAGCAUGUCAUCAAGAAUUCAUUUCACCAGUUCCAGUACGAAAAGGUUUUCCCUUUCUUCACAUCAUAUUUUAUUGAGAGGUUUCUUUUGUCUACUAUGAGUCCUUGUAAUUAUAGAAUUGUACACUUUUGGCUUUAGGCACUGCCAAGCAUGGGACAGAAGAUUUCAAAUUUAGAAAAGGAAGCUUCUUUGCUUGAAUCUUCCGGCGAGGUUGUCCCUGGACCUAUGAGCUUAGUUACACUGCUUGACUUGCUAAAGUUUAUUUCUUACAACGUGGAAAACUGUGUUGUGAUGCAGGCUGAACUUGCUGAGUACCAUAAGCUAGAACUUGACAUAGCUGAACUUGAAAAGAGAAUAAUGUCUGAAAUUGCCAGACCUGAAAGGGCCCUACUUUUCCUAUGCACUGGGAGGCUGGUAAGUACGUGCAGUUUGUUUUUCUGUGUUUUCAUUUAUCUUGGUUUAUUUUUCAUCAGAUUCCUACUGCAGGAGAAAUCUCUAUUUUCUAUAUCCUCAUAGCUAGCUGCAUUAUUAUGGUAAUACUGCUACUCGAGGGUCCUCCUUUUAAGUUCGUUUCGGUACUAAGCGUAUCUUUUAUGGCAAUACUAAUUUUGCCUCAUUAUUAUAAGUUCUUUAUGGUGAACAGCGGGAUGACUCUGCCCCUGAAUUUCUUUGAGCCGAAAUGUAUUUCUGUAAACAUCUAGAAACUGACUGCCAAACUGUCGCAACAUUGUCAUUAUAUCAUUGAUUUCAUUACACUUGGAUAAUAUUUUUUAGAUGUGACAGGGAUGUAUAAUGUCCAUGUAUUGUCAGAUGUUAGACAUUCAUCACAUAAAUGUCCAUGUGUGAGGGAAUUUUACAACAGACCAAAUGGGCUAAUUUUUCAUAAACAAUUAUUACGGGUAAAAUUUCUUUCUCUACGGUCAUCCGAAUGGUUUAGGCGACCAGUUUGUCAGAUAUUACACCUUAGGCCAUCAUAUAGAAUGGUGUUGAAACAUCUUGUUGAGAAGGAUAUUCUAUCUUAGACGGCAACAAUCCAGUUUGUAUGAGUUGGGUUGAUUUCUGGUCUGUCCAAGGUGCAGUAAUUAUUUGUUCAGUGAGUAUGACUAUUCUGGAGUUGGAUAGCAUGGAGGAGUUGAAUAUUGUUUGGAUCAAUGCAAUUCGUGUGGAACUGGUAGUAGUAUACUGCUUGCGCUGGGGAAGCAGCUGCUGCCCGGUUGAUGAUUGGUGACAGAUAAUUUUUGGCUGUGGUCCUGUACAGCCAGAGCUAGAAGAAAAAGGGGGGACAUGAAGAAGAAAAAGCAUAAUUUUGUCUUUCCACCGUCAGUUAUUUCUCCUUUUGCUUCUUCCUCCUCUUGCUUUAACUAAGCCUUUGCUGCUUGUCGCUAUCACCAUUUUCUACGAGUAGCUCAUGAGGUUUGGGAACGAUGUAUUUGGACAGGAUGGGGGAUGAUAGGCUUUGAUACAUAGAAAAAGUUAUACAGAAACUAAUUGCAUUUAAAGUGUUAAUCGAUAAAAACACAAAAACUAUGAGGAUAUUCACUUUUAUUUUUUUCUAUGUUACACGAUACCAUAACUGAAGAUUUGGUGCAUCACUACCUCUGUGGGGAAAUUGGUUGAUGCUAUUUAUGCUAUUUUAAUACAGUUUGAAAACUGCGUAGUUGUAUUUAAUAUUAUUCUUUUGUCACUGGUUUAAAACUUUUAUCCUCAGGUUAAAGUGCGUGAUGGGUCCAUUAACUGGGGCUGGGGGGUGGUGAUAAAUAUAGUGAAGAAGCCCCCACCUUCACUGGGGAGUUUGCCAGCUGCACUAGCUGCAUCACGCAGUAAUGCUUAUAUUGUCGACACCCUGCUACACUGCUCUCCUGUACUAAGUGAAAAUGGAUCUCCUCCGAAGCCGUCCCCUCCUCGCCCUGGAGAAAAGGGCGAAAUGCAUGUGGUGAGUUGAAGCUCCUGGGAAGCAACAGUUUUAUCAUGGUUCGUCCAUAUUUCUUAUCAGCUUGGCCAUUCGAGCUUGAAUGGAUUGAUGUUUUUUCGUCUCAUGGGAGUUAAUGAAAUUCAUUCGUGAGAUUUGGUAGGUUCCUGUCCCGUUGGGACUAAUUUCUGCCGUUAGCAGUUUGCGAAUAGCUGUUCCAGCUGAUCUUAGGCCACCAGAGGCGAGGCAAAGUAUACUUCUGGCCGUAAAAGAGCUGGAGAAGCAUUAUUCACGAGGCCUCCCAAGGGUUAAUCCUGUGACGGUACGUACGAUAAGUUGACUUUUUCCAUUUACUGGGGGAGCGGUUUUACUCCAUUCAUAGAUUUGCUUUCACAUGGUGUACCAUUUUUAAGGUUCUCUAAUUCUUUUUCAAAGGCAUUUUUUUCAAGAACUUGCCAUUUUGACAAGCCUCUCUCUAGUCUUUGGGCAAAUUUCACACUGUAUCUAGAGCUCAAAUUAUACUUUCAUCCUACUAAUAUAAUUUAAGCACUAUGGAAACAGCAAGUUGUGCACCUUAAUCAGCUUCAUGAGUUGUUAUUUCUGGAUUGCGCAUACUGAAGAUGGUCAUGUAGACAGUUCACUGCAGUCUUUGAGUACUUGUUCAUAGUUUCUAGAGCAUAAUUUCGAGUCCAAGUGUAGUAUGAUACGUUUGAAUUGAGCUAUCCUCGGAUUGUGGUUGUGCAUCAUGUAUGACUGAAACAAGUUGGGGGAUGAUUGUCGUUACAUAAUUCCCUCACCACAAACUGCAGCAGCUAGCAUGUCUGUGGUUCUAUUUUACUUAUAUUUUUCUCAUGUUUAUUUCCAACACGAAGAUAUGUUGGCAUCUAGCUCUAUGCAACGUUGUUUCCCUUUGGGAAAUAAACAGAUAGAUACUUCUUCAUCUUCCUUAUUGCUCUCAUUACAGUACAUUAGAUGGCUGUUGCAAAUGGGUGUCGUUCGGUUCAAUCAAAUAAGUAGCUGAAAGUUGGGUUCUCGUAAAAAAAAAUUAUCCACAAUUUCUGAUUAAUUUUUAUGGUCUUCAUAUCAGGAGAUGGGAAUAGAGAGUCCAGAGAUUAUUGAAUCGGUGAAGAAGAUCGAGGAACUUGAGAAGAAAUUGUUUUCUCAUCCACUGCGCAAGGUAGGCAUAUGGCAAACUUUUUCUCGUUGACUUAUCAGUCCUGGCAAACGUCAUCCAAUCUUCACCCACUUGUACAUCAUUAAGAAUAUAGUUUCCCUUUCAUCUCUGCAUUUACUUCGCUGUUGCAGGAUGAGCAUGAAUGUUUAAACUGUUUUGAGCCCAUAAAGAGAGCAUUCUGCAUUCCACGUGGGUCCUUCCAUUUGCAUCUGGGUUUCUACGCUCUCUGGUUUCAGUCGAUAUGAGCAUUUCCGUUGACUAAUCUUCUGCUGAUUUUUGGCGGCUGAACUGCUUUGAAUCCUCUAGAGAUGGGAUUGUCCGGUGAGAGUUGACUGAACUUAUCGUCCUCUUCUAUUUUUCCCUUUGGCUGUAGAUGGGGCAGAACGAGCAGCAGUUCAAGUGGUACCAAAGAAAAGCUGACGUUAAUCACGAGAUACAACAACUCAAGUCAAAGAUGCGCGAAUCGCAGGUAUCGUUCGCUGACUUGACUUGCCCACAUGUGAGUCCUCUUGCCAUAUUCAACCUGUUCAACUGCGAGGAUGCUUCUUCCUUAUACGCAGCUACAAAAAUUCCGUGACGAAUUGCGGAACCGCUCGCGGGUUCUGAAGAAACUCGGCCACAUAGAUUCUGAUGGAGUAGUCCAAUUGAAAGGUCGAGCUGCUUGCCUGAUAGAUACAGCGGACGAACUGCUUGUGACAGAGCUGAUGUUUAAUGGUGGGAUCUGCUGCCCUGAGCCUGCUUCACCGCGCUCCAUCACGGCGUCUAGUUUUCUGCAGCUGGGGCGAGGUUUUCAAUCUGAUUAUGUACUUUGCUCCAUCUUCCAGGUACCUUUAAUGAUCUCGAUCCUCAUCAAGUUGCGGCGCUGGCAAGCUGCUUCAUCCCCGGGGAUAAGUCAAAUGAGCAGAUUCAUCUGAGGGGCGAGCUCUCGAGACCGUUGAGUCAACUCCAGGAAAGUGCCAGGAGGAUCGCAGAGGUUCGUAAGCCACCUCACCCGGGAUUGCAGUUUGUCUCGGAGAGUUUGACCGAGCGAGUGUUUGUGAUGCCCGUUUGUCUGUCGCUAUCCAGAUACAGCGCGAGUGUAAGCUGGAGGUCAACGUCGAGGAGUACGUGGAAGCUACUGUCCGGCCGUACUUGAUGGACGUGAUCUACUGCUGGUCCAAGGUCGGUGAAGAUUCUCUCUCUCUCUCUCUCUCUAUCUCUCUCUCUUCUGGGUUUCUAGCUCGUUUGAUUGGGUGGGUUUGCAGGGGGCGAACUUUGCGGAGGUGAUUGAGAUGACUGAUAUCUUCGAAGGGAGCAUCAUACGGCUGGCGAGGAGGCUGGACGAGUUUCUGAACCAGGUAUGGGAUGAUAUAAUUGCUCAGCUGUCGUCGUUUGCAGUGGAAGAUAUUCCUUGGUCAAUGCAUGCGGGAGUCUUCUUCCUGUCGGUCUCACGCCCUCAUCCUCCCGCAGCUGCGCGCCGCCGCCCACGCCGUCGGGGAGGUCGACCUCGAGAAGAAGUUCGAGGCCGCCAGCGACAGCCUCCGGCGUGGGAUAAUGUUCGCUAACUCCCUCUAUCUGUGA
Spirodela intermedia is the source of this 8185-nucleotide messenger RNA. NCBI's taxonomy places the organism in Eukaryota, Viridiplantae, Streptophyta, Magnoliopsida, Alismatales, Araceae. The record is from the annotation of a GenBank genome assembly.